UGAGAGUCAGUGUGACUCAACUUGGAUGAGUGUACCAUCCCGGCUGGAUGUCUCGGCAAGUCUUGCCUGAUAAGCACAAGUUGAUAAUGUGGUCAGCAGUCUGCUUUACAACCUCUGCCACCUCAAACGUGUGCUAGAGCAUCCCACGAUCUCAGUUUCUCAAGAUCGUCGCAGCAUCCCUCGAAAGUGACAAUAACGCAACUUUUAAGUACAGCAUCUCAUUAUGGAUUACGGACGAUUCUUCUCUCAGGUGGCCCUCCGUCGCGAACCCAGCGCUGUGUCAACGUUAAGAGACAAAGCCGCUGACAAGAAGACACCCAUAAUUUGGCUGGGUGGAGGACUGCCAAACCCUUCCCUCUUUCCUAUCCAGGAUGCCACAGUCACCCUCAAAAACGGAGAGAAACUCAUUAUCGGCAAAGAACUCAUGGUCAAGGUUCUUCAGUACUCAUCCAGCAAAGGGUUCCCUCCGCUGGUGCAGCAGUUGCAGCAGCUGACUGAAGAUCUUCACCAGCCUCCGAGAAUGUGUGAGACAGGAGUUGUGGUGACGAUGGGCAGUAUCAAUGCCCUCUCCAUGGCUGGAAACAUGUUGCUCAACCCAGGAGACCCCAUCAUUGUUCAGGAACCACUCUUCAGUGGGAUAAUAAGUGCGUUGCUUCCAUAUGGCCCUAAGCUCAUACCCGCAGCUACUGAUGAUGAGGGCAUUGUGCCCUCUCUCCUGCGUGAAACCCUGGCUAGGUGUGGUGACUGUCCAGCCAAGGUGAUGUACGUGAACCCGACGGCGAACAACCCAACGGGAGUAAGUAUGAGCGAGGCCAGACUUCGUGAGAUCUACGACAUCGCCUGUGAGUACAACAUCAUCAUCCUCGAGGACGACCCUUACUACUUUAUAAACUUCGUAGAGGAUCUGCCGACAAGCUUCCUGAAGCUGGAUACUGAAGGCCGCGUCCUGCGCUUCGACUCUUUUUCCAAGACUGUGAGCGCCGGAAUACGGCUAGGAUACGUUACAGGUCCUCAACCUCUGAUUGAUAUUAUGACAUUGGAUAUUAUGUCCUCUGCUGGGUACGCCUCUACCCUCGCUCAGGUGGUAGUAAGUGAGUUGCUGAAUAAGUGGGGCCACCAGGAAUACCUGAAUCACGUGUACAGCUUACGUGAAGAGUACCGCAAAAAGCGUGAUGUUAUGCAGAAGGCUGCGGAAAAGCACCUCGCAGGUUAGUCAAUUCUCAAAAUGUAUUA
Cherax quadricarinatus is the source of this 1233-nucleotide messenger RNA. The record is from RefSeq and is a predicted model, not a curated record. NCBI's taxonomy places the organism in Eukaryota, Metazoa, Arthropoda, Malacostraca, Decapoda, Parastacidae.